AUGAAGCGCCUUGCUUCUAUCGGUACUAGUAUUCUCCUGAUGCUAGCGUUGUCACAGUCAGUGGCAGGUCUAUAUUUUUAUAUGAAGCCAGGCGAAACAAAGUGCUUUUACGAAGGACUGACGCGUGGAUCACAGCUCGAGGGCCAGUUUACGGUGCUAAUUGAGCGGGACGGCUUUUAUGAGCAGGAAACGGAAACCGAACUUAGGAUCUCGAUAGACGAAACAUUCGACAAUGACCACUGCGUAUUCGAUCAACGUAGCACAAAUAGAAAUUUUACGAUCACGGCCCUCGAAACAGGAGAGCAUCGUGUUUGCAUAGAGCCUCAAGCGGCAAGCGCGGAAACGAAUGUGGAAUCGGGCGCGAAUAUUGUGUUUGAGGUCCACGUCAACUUUGAGCACAAGCGUCUGCGUGUGUGGGAUUCUGAGCUGUUGGAAUGCCUUGGCUCAGCCAGCGAAAGGGUGCGUAACCUUAAUGCCCGGCUCGCAAACUUGAGGGCGGACCAAAGCAUAGUCAAAAAGGAGCAGACUUUGCACGACAAACAGUGCAAUUCAGUUAAUACUCAGCUGCUUUUUUGGUCUUCGUUGCAAUUGAUGGUCCUUGUUGGGAUGUGUGCUAUGCAGCUGCGAACUCUACGAAGUCUAUUUCGCAAAAAAACGAAGUAG
Lachancea thermotolerans CBS 6340 is the source of this 663-nucleotide messenger RNA. RefSeq names its product Erp5p (gene ERP5). Gene Ontology annotation, cellular component: Golgi apparatus; endoplasmic reticulum; COPII-coated ER to Golgi transport vesicle. The record is from RefSeq and is a predicted model, not a curated record. Bases 1 to 663 code for a protein of 220 amino acids. Gene Ontology annotation, biological process: endoplasmic reticulum to Golgi vesicle-mediated transport; intracellular protein transport; Golgi organization. The transcript has a single exon. Lineage: Eukaryota; Fungi; Ascomycota; Saccharomycetes; Saccharomycetales; Saccharomycetaceae.